Salmo salar (Atlantic salmon) is the source of this 16485-nucleotide messenger RNA. RefSeq names its product protein bassoon-like. The record is from RefSeq and is a predicted model, not a curated record. Gene Ontology annotation, cellular component: glutamatergic synapse; axon; GABA-ergic synapse. Gene Ontology annotation, molecular function: structural constituent of presynaptic active zone; metal ion binding. Gene Ontology annotation, biological process: protein localization to synapse; presynaptic active zone assembly. Lineage: Eukaryota; Metazoa; Chordata; Actinopteri; Salmoniformes; Salmonidae.
CACGCAGGUCUCUGGAUCGGAGGUGAUGAUGGCGUUGGAGGAGCAGCAUCGCUGAGUUCGCUCCUCUGAGCUUUUUAUAUUAUUAUAAUUAUAACAACAGUCGAAAUACAAUUACUCUCCUCGAUCUCCUAACCAGAGAGGAUGGGGAACGAAGGGAGCAUCGAGGGAGGCGGACAACCCGGGGAACCGGGCUCCAUCUCUAUGGCGGGAGCGCCUGGUUCCAUUUCAGCACCACUGGGCUCUGGACAGCUCAUCAAGCCCGCCAAUGGUGCUGCUGCCGGGGGAGGAAUGGGUGGCGGACCGGGAAUGAAUAGGGUUCCUAUGGGGAGUCCUAAAUCUGGGAUGCAGGCUGGCUACGGAGGAAUGGGUGGAGGAGGAGGUCAGAGACUGGCCAACCAAGAGAGCCACAGGCCGAUGCAGCAUAGCUCAGGCCUAGUCCAUGGCUCAGGCCACGGCCCAGGCCCAGGGCAGGCUCAGGCUCAGGGUCAUGGGCCAGGGAUGGGUGCUGGGAUGGGUGGUGGUCCAGGUCAGCAUGGCCAGAGCCCCGGUCAGCCCGGUCAGCACGCCUCCAGACGAAACCUCCAGGUGGACUUCAGCGGUUCGGGUGGCCGGACGGGUCGCUCCUCCUCAAUGUCCCCGGACCGUGGGAUCACCCCCACCUCGCCCUACUCAGUGCCCCAGAUCGCCCCCAUGCCCGUCAGCAAGCUGUGCCCACUCUGCUCCACCACGGAGCUGACCAAUCCCCCGGCCCUGCCAAACUACAACACCUGCACACAGUGCCGCUCCACCGUCUGCAACCAGUGUGGCUUCAACCCCAACCCCCACCUCACAGAGGUCCAGGAGUGGCUCUGUCUCAACUGCCAGAUGCAGAGGGCGUUGGGCAUUGACAUGACCACCGCACGAUCCAAGAGCCAGCAGCAGAUCCACUCUCCAUCCCACCAAGCCAAACCCAUUGUCCAGCCAUCACCUGUUCAUCCAGCCCAGCUAAAAUCCCAUCCCCAGCCCCCACUGCAGUCUUUACCCCACUCCCAGCCCCAGGCCCAACCCUAUGGUCAAACUCAGCCCCAGGCCCAGCCCUACGGUCAAUCCCAGCCACAGUCCGUUGGCCAAACUCAGCCCCAGCCCUAUGGUCAAUCCCAGCCUCAGCAACAGCCCUACAGCCAAACUCAGCCCCAACCCUAUGGUCAAUCCCAGCCCUAUGGGCAGUCCCAGCAACAGCUCUAUGGUCAAUCCCAGCCCCAACAACAGCCCUACGGCCAAAGCCAGCCCCAGCAACAGCCCUUUGGCCAAACCCAGCCUCAAGCCAACCCCCAGGCUCAGCAUCAGCCACAGCCCUCCCCUGGCCUACAGAGACACCCUGUCGCCGGCUCAGCCUCCCUGCCCGGGUCUUCGACAAGCUCUCCCCAGCACAUCCCAUAUGGCCAGAGAGGGCCUGGAGGUCCCGGCCAGCCCCGGAUACCCCACCCUGGAGCAGUUCCCCUGGUGGGCAUGGCCAAGGCUCCCUCCCAGCCAGACCUGGGUAGAGGUACCCCGAUACACCAGGGCGGCCGCCAGGCUGCCAGCGCUGGCUCCUCCCCCGCACAUCGACCCUCCGCCCCCCAGGGGCAGCCCCCCCAGGACGGCCUCACCAAACUGUUUGGCUUUGGGGCGUCGCUCCUCAACCAGGCGGCCAGCACCCUGGCAUCUGUGGACCCCCUCUCAGGGCCACCGUCCUCCCAGCCCUCCCCUGCCAGGGGUGGACCUGCCAAUAAACAACAAGGACCUCCUGGUGCUAAACCUUUCCAGACAGGUGGCCCGCAUGCACCCCAAAUGGGUAGCCCCCAUGCACCCCAAAUGGGUGGCUCCCAUGCACCAACUCAGAAAGGGCCCCAACAGCAGCAGUCGCCUGCGCAUCAACACAAGGGGCCACAGCAGCAGCAAGGGUCUCCCCUCAAACAGCAGCAGCAGCCGGCGGCCAGACAGGAGCCUGCUCCCAAGCCGGUGGAGCCUGUGGAGCCUGAGAAGCCCAAAGUCAACUGCCCCCUGUGUAAGACGGAGCUCAACAUCGGCAGCACAGCCGAGCCGCCCAACUACACCUCCUGCACCCAGUGCCACGCCCAAGUGUGCAACCUGUGCGGAUUCAACCCCGCUCCUCACCUGGAGAAGAGGGAGUGGCUUUGUCUGAACUGUCAGACCCAGCGGCUGAUGUCUGGAGGACUCGGAGACCCCUCUCCUGUUCCUCAUCCGUCUCCAAAGCAUCAACCAAUGGGAUCUCCACGCCACCUGGCAUCAGCCAGUCAGCAGCCAGCUCAGAAGCCACCCUUCCUGAAAUCGACCAAUCAGCAGCAGCAAGGGCCGGGAACGAUGCAGCCGCAGCAGCAGCAGAAGCCACAGACAGGCCUGGGGAGCGGACCUUUCGCAGUGAAGCAACCUGGGGACACAAAGGCCCCUGUCCAGCCCACACCUUCCAAUGAGCCCCCAAAACAACCGAAGGCCACGGAAGAGACUAUGCCAAAGUCAGAGGAGGAGGUGGAACCUGCCAUAGACACCAAACUAACUCAGAAGAAGGGAGAGCCAAUCACAAAAGACCUAAAGAAGUCAAGACAUUAUGACGAGACCAAGAACAGCACUCAAGACCUGUCACGGAGCCCCCAGAGCCUGAGCGACACCGGCUACUCCUCGGACGGCAUCUCCAGCUCGCACAGUGAGAUCACCGGCCUCAUCCAGGAGGAGGAGAUGAAGCUGAGUGAGAAGGGCAUCAGCGGACGUGGCAGCCCCCCCAGCCCUUCCGAGAUCACCAAGCUGGAGAGCUCCAUGAGGCCCCUGCUGGAGUCCAAGACCCUGCCGGCCGAGGAGAGGGAGCGCGAACGGGGACGGGGCAGGCACCACCGAGAGCAGAGGCCCCGGUCGCUGUCCAUCACCCCCGAGGCCUACGACUCUGAUGAGGAGCUGGAAGACAUUGUGGAGGAGGAGGAGGACGGAGGGGACUGGGAGUCCAAACGGGAGCACAAGAGCAGUGCUGCUCCCAAGGACGAGAAGAAAGUGGCCGAGCCGGAGCCAAUGACAGAUGAGGAGUUCAUGAGGAGGCAGAUCAUGGAGAUGAGCGCAGACGAGGACAACGAAGAAGAGGAGGACAUGGAGGAGGAGGACGAGGAGGACGAAGGCUACGGCUACCAAAAACCAAAAAAGACACACAAGCACAUCUCGGAGUCAAUGAAAGAGAAACGCCGCCUAUCUCACCAGUCUAGCAGCUUUGAGGAGGAGACCAAAAGCUCCAGCGACAUCUACAAAGGUUCUGCAGAGGAAGGAGAGGAGGGGGGCCUGGGGGGCCUGCGCCGCUUCAAGACUAUUGAGCUCAACAACACCAACAGCUACAGCCAUGACAUGGAGCUCAACAAUGAAAAUGACCUCAGUCUGGACCGAGAGCCCGAGCUGGAGAUGGAGAGCCUGACGGGAUCUCCCGAGGAGCGUUCCAGGGGAGAGUACUCCUCCACCCUGCCACCCACCACCUCCAGCUAUAACUCUGGCACCUCACCCACCUCCAUCUCCUCCAUGGAGGACGACAGUGACAGUAGCCCCAGCCGCAGACAGAGACUGGAGGACGCCAAGCAGCAGAGGAAAGCCCGGCACCGCUCCCAUGGCUCCCUGCUGCCCACCAUUGAGGACUCCUCUGAGGAGGAUGAGCUGAGGGAGGAGGAGGAGCUGCUGCGGGAGCAGGAGAAGAUGAGGGACCUGGAGCAACAGAGGAUCCGCAGCACGGCCAGGAAGACCAAAAGAGACAAAGAGGAGCUGAGGGCCCAGAGACGCAGGGAGAGAUCCAAGACGCCCCCCAGCAACCUCUCCCCCAUUGAGGACGCCUCCCCUACUGAGGAGCUGCGACAGGCUGCAGAGAUGGAGGAGCUCCACCGAUCCUCUGCCUCGGAAUACUCCCCCCAGAGCCUUGACUCAGAGGCUGAGGGAUACGAGUCCAAACUCUACAAGUCUGGCAGCGAAUAUAACCUGCCAACGUUCAUGUCUCUGUACUCUCCGACCGAGAAGUCAUUGACGACCACGACGACCACUGGGAGCUCCAGCAGCAAGCCCCUGAAGAGUGCUGAGGAGGUGUAUGAGGAAAUGAUGAGGAAAGCUGAGUUGCUGCAGAAACAACAGAAACCGCAGCAGCAUCAGAAACAACAGAAACAGCAGCAGCAACAGAAACAGCAGAAACAGCAGCAGCAACAAGGGAGACACAAUAGUACAUACAAGGAUGACACAAACGGCCAACAGUAUGAAGAUGAGUAUGAGUACAAGCAGGCAGAGACUGGUUAUGAAAACGAGGCAGCAGAGACAGGAGACAUCUACGAAGAGAUCCGCCAGACCUCCCAGAACAUCACUAAGAUGCACCAGUCCUCCGCCCUGGAGUUACAGCAGCAGGCAGACGAGCAGGUGGAAGUUGACAACAGUACCUAUCCAGAUAAGCAGCUUUUAGAUACUGGGUCAGCCUUCAGUAAGCUGCUUGAGCAGACCAAUGACCUAUUGACUCCUGGCACCAGCCCCACUCAGCUCUCUGCACCUGUGUCCUUCUCUGAGACCGGAGGAAGGAUCCCUGAUGUACGGGUGACACAACACUACUCAAAAGGGAUGAAGAGCCAGACGGGUAAAAAUGGCAUCACUCCAGUGGCGGCCGUCACCACAAUAGCCGCCUACGGGGUUUAUUCCCGGGAUGCAGUGACCAUCUCCCAGACCAGCGUUAGUCAAAUGAUGACGACCACCCAAUCCACCAUGUAUGGUCGGCAAACUGGAGGUCCCACCACUUCAACCACAACCGUCUCAAAUGUGUGCAGCAAGAUAGCGGAGAUAACACAGGCAUACAGCCAGAGAGAGUUGGUUGCGAGGAGCGUGGGGGAGAACCGAGGGGUCCAAGUCAGAGACAGUGCAACAUCUUCAGAGCACGUCAUAGAGACCCGCUCGCCAAAGAUGUCUUCGUACUACAAGAGCUCCAGCCCCCCUCUGUCCCCUUCCGCAUCGCCCACUGAAAGCCUAAGUCGCUCUCCCUCCAGGAGGGUCGAGAUCUCCACCCAGACGUUCAGCCCAGGCAUAGUGGCUCCGUCGGCUGGCUCAGGGCCCACCUCCCCAGUGAUGGUCCAGGGGACCCAGACAUCUCACAGAGUUGUAUCCCCACGUCUUUUCAGACAGCAAUCCUCCCAGGAUGCCCACUACAUGGACACUGAGCACACAAGCCCUGCCAAACCAGUGACGGUCAACACGGCCACCUCACCUUUAUCCUCGCCCACCAGAUUCAGCCGACAGUUGACAUUUGAUGGCUACUCUCCACAGGCCAGUCCGCCAGACAGCCCUCCAUACCACCAGUCUCCUCACCGCAGCUUCUAUAGGAUGCAGAAGGUGGAAAAGGUCAAUGUUGGCACCAGCAUGGUCACCACAGCUAGCACCUACAGCCGUGGUUCGAUGUCUAUGGACAACAUUUCUCUCUGCAGGAUCUCCACUGUCCCAGGGACCUCGAGAGUGGAGCAGGGCCAGAUGAUCUAUGGUGGGAGCGUGGUGGAUCUGAGAACAUUGGAUUUGAGAACAGCCACUAUACCAGCUCCCAUCAUCAUGACUGACCACGGCAUGGAUCUUACCUCUCUGGCCACAGAAACACGCAAAUACACCAGUGGGCACGAGGGGAGCCACCCCUCCACCAUCAUUCAGCCUCUCAUCAUGAACCUGAACACCCAGCAGCACCCCCAUGUGAUGGUAUCAACCGCAACCACGGUGAGCGUCACGGUGGCCGCCUCCAUGUUCAUAUCACAGCCCAAACAGCCCAUGGUCUACGGGGACCCUUUACAAAACAGAGUGGACCUGGGCCAGGGUAUGGGCUCAGCCAUGUGCCUGUCACAGAACAAACCACCACCCACUGACCCAUCCAUCCCCAAGAUUGACGCCAAGCUGGAGGACCUGAGCAUCCAGCAGCAGCAGCUGAUGGAGCAGCAGCAGAAGCUUCAACAGCAGCAGCAGCUCUUGGAGCAGCAGCUCCAGCAACACCAUCAGAUGCAGCAGCAGUCCUCCUUAGCUCGGUACAACCUACCAGGCCAGAUGACUCUGCUCAAAAAGGACCUUCUGGUCAGCCAAACCAGCAACUCCCAAGCCGUGGUCAGUGCUAUAUCCUCCGCCAUCGCCCCUGACAUCUACAGCACUGGAGGUCCCCUGGAGCUGAAGAGCAAGCCAACCCCGGCAGGUGUGAUGAACCUGGCAGGCGGUGGGCCUCAUGGCAUGAUGGUCCAGAUGGAUGGAGCCCCACAGGGAGGACCAGUGACCCAGCUGGUGAAGACAGAAGAGAGCCAGGAUGCCAUGGACCUCACAGGGGGGCAGAUCAAAGCUGAGAACCAACCGGCCUGCUGUGAUGUAGUGUACCGCCUCCCAUUCGGAAGUACCUGUGUUGGUGGUCCGUUCUCCCAGAAGCAAAAUGUUGAUGAGACAGUGGCCACUCAAGAGCCAAGACCACCCUCUGCGCCACCACUCUCCUACGAGUCGGACCAGGAGGGCCAGUAUCAGGAGAUUUCUAUGGACGGGCGUAAAGCCUACACACUACCGUUCCCUGGGCGGCUACAGCCCUCGAUGUCUGGCACCAACCUAGCAGAGGCCGGACUUCAAUCCUACCACUCCAAGAUGGACCCACACAUCCAGGCCUCUGGAGAGCUGGCCGUGGACCUCAGCACCCUGAAACAUGCCUAUGAGGGAGGCUUCCUGGGACUAGGCAUGCAGUAUGGCUCCUACACUGACCUACGCCAUGGGGGUGACCUCACUGCUACUGCCCUGCCCAUACGCAGAUUCAACUCCCUGUCAAACAUUAGCUCUGACUACGGCUACUCGCCCCGAGACCUCGCUAACUUCCAGGAGUCCAACCUGGCCCAGUACAGUGCUACCACUGCCAGAGAGAUCAGCCGAAUGUGCGCUGCCCUCAACUUAAUGGACCGCUAUGGGAGCAAUCCGGAGCUCGUGCAGUACGGCGUAGGAAGAGGAACAGGUCCAGGUGGCAGGCUUAACUCUAUGAGACAAAAUAUGCUCUACGGACCUGAUGGGAAGCCAAUCUCUCAAACCCAAGCGCUCACCAACAUGAUCAAUGCCAGGCAAGCCAGCCUCCGAGCCAUGUACCCGUCUGCCAUGAGGUCUGCUGAUGGAAUGACCUACUCCACCAUCAACACGCCCAUCGCAUCCACCUUGCCAAUCACUACCCAGCCUGCCUCAGUGCUGUGCCCGCUACUGAGGGGAGUGUACAGGCCUUUACCCACAGCCAACAUGACACCAGUGCCUCUGGCUAGCCUCACCAGGAUGCCUGUGAACCCAAGGAUGCCUAUGUCUGGGCAGGCUCCGUACCGUUAUCCGGCUCCCAACAUCUUCCCAUUCACCACGUCGGCCCCUGUGAGCAUGCCUGCUGCUAUCACCACCACCCAGGAUGCCCCAGUCUACCUAGGGAAGCCCUCUGUGAAAUCCAGUGCAUCUGAUCCAUCAUCUCAACCUCUCUUUGCCCGUACAUCAGCGCCGGUCAGUUUGCCAACAGAGCCCCAGCAGCAACCCAUGAACCUGACCCAGGCUCACCUCCACACUCAGGCCCCAGGGCAGCCCCAGGUCCAGCCUCAGAACCAACCUCCAGCCCAGCCCCAGCACAUGCAUCCUCAAUCCCAUCCUCAGAGCCAGCCUCCACCCCAGAGCCAGCCCCCUCCAGCCCACAUUUACCCUCCAACACAAAGCUACACUGGGUCCCAGAGCAACACCCAGCCCCCUCCGUCUGGCCCACCCUCCAGCAGCCCAGUCAACCCUGUGACGGAGACGGAGGAAAGGAUGCACCGCCAGCAUGAGCAGCUGCUGCAAAUGGAGCGGGAGCGUGUGGAGCUGGAGAAGCUGCGUCAGCUACGUCUGCAGGAGGAGCUGGAGAGGGAGCGCAUGGAGCUGCAGCGGCACCGCGAGAAGGAGCAGAUGCUGGUGCACAGGGAGAUUCAGGAGCUUCAGACCAUCAAGGAGCAGGUCCUGCAGCAGCAGCAGGCUGAGAGGGAGAGCCAGCUGGUGAUGCAGAAGGAGCAGUUGGCCCAGCAGAAAGCCCAGCUCGACCAGAUACAGUCGCUGCAGCAGCAGCUUCAGCAGCAGCUUGAAGAGCAGAGGAGGCAGAAGACUGCUGCAGCUGCUGCUGCUGCAGCCGCCGCAGCCGCUCAGGUGGACCCGAACGGCCAGACCCUGCUGCCCUAUGGAGAUCAAGUGGGCUUCAUUUCCCUGCCCAACUCCUCCUCGGACAUGUGUCUAAGGAACAAUGAAGAGCAUAUAGAGACCAGAACCAACAUGAGGAGGCAGAACUCCACCUCCAUGCCCCGGCUGAGGGAUGGAAUGGAGGGCGAGAGCAUCCAGUUCUAUGGAGCACGGAGGAUCGUGGACAGCUGUGUCCAGACAGACGAAGAGGAUGGCGAGGAGAGGUACAUCAUGUCCCGGCGCAGACGCAACAGGCGCAGUGUAGACUGCAGUGUCCAAACCGAUGAUGAUGAGGAGAAAGUGGAGUGGGAGCAGCCUGUGAGGCGCAGGCGCUCUCGCUUCUCUAAGCACUCGGAUCUCGGGGCCGAAAACAAGACAGACACAGCCUCCAAGACAGCCGUCUCAUCCAGCAUCGCCAUCCAGACCAUUCGAGAUAGCGCCUGUCAGACCGAAACAGACCAACUGGGGAAGGUGUCUCCGGCUAUCCACGUCACCGUGCCAGACCCGAACAAAGUCGAGAUUAUCCACUACAUCUCAGGCCCUGAGAGGACCCAGAAGGGCCAAAGCCUAGCCUGCCAAACAGACGUUGAGGCCCAGUCUCAGGGCGUGGUGGUGCCACAGCUCAGCGUGCCCACCACCGUCAGCCCCUACUCCACAAGCAUCCAGCUGGUGGGGUCCGCCGACCCACGCCAGCAGCAGAACAGGAGGAGGCCAGACCCCCUGGAGAUUAGCUAUCAGACCCAGCCCAUGAACCACCUCCACAAUGAGUCCCUCUCCAGCCUGAUCCGUCAGCCCCCCAAGUCCCCCAAGGUGCUCUACUCCCCUGUUUCCCCCGUCUCCCCCCACCGCCUCUUGGAGACGUCCCUCUCCAGCGGCGGGCUGAACAAGGCCCACGUCACCCCCCAGCAGAAAGCCUACACGGUCGAGUCGCCCCAGCGCCACCCCAGCAUGCCCCGGCCCAUUAAGAGCACACAGAGGUCCAUGUCGGACCCCAAGCCCCUAAGCCCCACUACAGAUGAGCACACCAAGGCCAGGCUAAACCUGUACCAGCAGCAAGCUCUUCAGAGCCAGCUGGCCGCCCUGCAGCAGAGCGCCCUGAGGAAGGUGAAGAGGACCCUGCCCAGCCCCCCACCAGAGGAAAGCCACCUCCCCAUUGUCACUCCGGCCCUCCCCCAGAUGUACAUGCCCUCCGUGCCCUCACUGAGGGCCGGGACCAGGCCAGGUCUGGCAGCCAAAGCCAGCCUGCUGAAGGACCUCACCCACGAGCUGAAGGCCGUGGAGCAGGAGUCCACCAAGCUCCGCAAGCAGCAGCAGGAGCUGGAGGAGGAGGAGAAGGAGAUUGAUGCCAAGCUGCGCUACCUGGAGCUGGGCAUCCAUCAGCGCAAGGAGACCCUGGUGAAGGAGAGGGAGAGGAGGGAUAUGGCCUAUCUGCGCUGCAUGGGCGACCCGCGAGACUACAUGUCAGACAGCGAGCUGAAUAACCUGCGGCUGGCGGCGGCGGUAGCUUCCUACGAGAGCAACGGGGUGCUGACCAGACCCAGCACAGCACCACUGAGCCAGUUCACCAGUGACUUCAACACAGCCGCCCAGUUUCCUCCCACCUCUUCCUUCGUCUCCUACCAGUCCUACCACACCCUGAGCCAGCCAGCUCCAGCUCCCCAGCCCGGCACCCCUUACCAGACUGCAGCCUUCAACCAGCCCCCCUACCAUUCAGUGUCCCAGGCAGCGGCUCUCCCCCAGCCCACCCCCCUGCAGACCCAACAUCCUCCUCCAUCCUACCAGACUCAGUCCUUCUCCUCCCACACAUUCCCACAGAGCCAUCCCCCCUACCCGACAGAGCAGGGUGUGCACCCACUGCCUCAGCAACAGCAACAGCCUAGCCACCAGGGAUUCCAGCAUGCCCAGCCUGGCCAACCUCCCUACCCCACCCACACCUCUCCAUACCCCAGUCAGGUGUCCUACCCAGCUGGCCCUGGGCAGAUCACUCCCUAUCAGCCCCAGGCAGACAUCCUCACUGUCCACCAGAGACCGAGACAGACCUCGCUGGCUGACCUGGAGCACAAGAUGCCCACCAAUUAUGAGGUCGUAAGCAACCCCACUGUAGGGGUGACCACCACGGCCCAAGACAUCAUCUACUCCUCCUCCAGUGGGGCACCCCCAUAUGGACAGUAUACUGGUGGUACCACCAUGGUCAACACUUAUGGGCCAUACUCUACGGCAGUCUCCAGUACAUAUGGCCAGUACACCACGACAGUAUCCAACACAUACGGGCAGCAGUACACUUCGACCCCGGCCAGUACGUAUGGCCAGUAUACCACCACCACAGCUAACACCUAUGGCUACACCACUACAGCCAGCUCCUACGGCCAAUACACUGCCACAGUGGCCAACAGCUAUGGCCACGGCACUCCAUCUGACCGUCUGCACUCAGUUGACAGCCCCUCUACCUACGCACAGGACGGUCUCUAUGGCCCCGCAAGCCUGGAGCAGAAUGUCCCAAGGAACUACGUCAUGUGCGAUGACAUCAGCGAGCUGACCAAGGAGGGCCUGGGCGGCACAGCGGACAUGCACCGGAGCGACGGCCACGGUGUACGCUACGCAGGGGAGAGCGGUCCGGCGAGAGGAGGGAGCUCCUACGGCAGGCCGGAGGACGAGCUGACCAGGGAGGAAGACCUGUACGACCACCACAGCAGGGGUAAGAACAGUUACCACCCGCGAGGGUCAGACACAUAUGGCCGAGUAGUGGGCAGCAGCAGCACUAGCAUGGGUGGGGGGUCCUCCUAUUACUAUGACGACUACACCAAACACGGCGCACAGCGCACCGGCAUCCAGAAGCACGCCUCCAAAAGCCUGGCUCCGGCCGUCAUGUCCUCAAAGCGCAGCAAGCACCGCAAGCAAGGCGGGGAGCAGAAGAUCUCCAAGUUCUCCCCCAUCGAGGAAGCACGCGACGUGGAGGCAGACCUGGCCUCCUACGCCGCAAGCACGUCGGGCGGCGGCAGCUUCAGCGUGGCGUCGCGGGCCAGGAAGCUGCAGGACGACAUGGCCCACGGCCUGAGGAAGAGCGCCUACGAGCAGAAGAGAUACUCCUAUCCGGAGGAGCGCAUGUACUACACCUCGGGCCGUUCGCGCUCCACGGGCUACGGCAUGGACAAGAUCUCAUCCCGGGACUAUGCCGGCUACCGCAGCCGCUCCUACGAGAGAGAUGGGGACAGGGAGCGCUCAUCAUACAGGGCGAGCUAUAGCCGGGGCAGACCCCCCAUGCGCUCUCAGUAUUCGUCGGAGGAGAGCCCUCUCAGCCCCAUGGGUGUUCAUGUGAGGGCCUCCUCCCUGGGCCCAGAGCUGUACGACAGCCGUAGUAGUCAGUAUUACAGCCAGUACGGCUCCAGCCACUCCAUGCCUGACGUGCAGGAUCACAUGAGAGACUUGCCCCGGACACACGUCUACAAACCCGACAAUUCUUACAUUAUAGACGAUAUGCAUUGCGCUGUUUCGGACAGUGAAGCCUACCAUCUUGGCCAGGAAGAGACGGACUGGUUUGAGAAGCCCAGGGACCUGCGCUCUAGCUCCCGCCACUAUGGCAGUGGUGGCCACUCGUCCGGCCGUAGCCGCCACGUCAAGCACACCUACCACGACUAUGACGAGCCCCCAGAGGAGGACCUGUGGCCCCAGGACGAGUACGGCCACACCCGCCAAUCUUCCACCACGCGAGACCAUCGCCACCAUGGCAGCACUAGCUCUGGGAGACACUCCGCCUCGUCCCGCCACUCAGACGAACCACGCUCCUCGCGCUCCUCCAAGGGCCACCCCAAAGACCCGUCCAUGCGCCACGACUCCCGCCAGAUGUCCUCGUCAGGGAAGAGGGGUGACCCGCGCUCCCAGGGGGGGUAUCACUCAUCGGACUAUUCCAGGGACCCGUCGGGCCACCACCACAGCCAGGGCCGCUCCUCCAAGUCCUCAUCCUCCCACGAUGGGCGGACUUCCUCCAGGAAGCAGCAAGAACUCCAGGGUCACACUCCCUCCUCCUCCAGGGGCCAGGGCAGCUCUGGCCGUGUACCGGGAUCCGCCGGUGGGCCCCCGGGCUCUAGGGGACAGGGUCCUACCUCCCAGCAGGACGGGCUGCAGCAAGGCCAGCGCACUCAGCUGCAGCAGCAGCCUCAGACCUUGGCGGCACGACAGACAGGCACCACCCCUGCAGGCACCACCCCUGGGGGCCAGCAGCCUCUGGGCCUGGCCCAAGCCCAGCAGGGUCUACAGGCCAAGCCUGGUCAGCUUGGUCCUGGUCAAGCCGGUCGCCAGCCACAGGCAGGAGGCCCACUGGGGCAACUGCCACCAACUGCGCAAGCACCUGUCGCAAACACACCCCCUGUGACUGCCAUAGGGGCCAAAGCUGUCAUAGGAGGGGCGGCCCAACCUGCAAAAACACCUCAACCCCCACUCACAGGAAUAGGCUCCAAGGCCGCCCCUAGACCCAGUGGCAUCGGGAGCGCAGCAACAGGUCAACCAGGGAUGGAGGGGGAUAGUCUCCUCUCUAAAGUCCUACCAGGAAACCCUGCAGAGGCAGCAGGAAAACUAGGAGAAGCAAUCUCCGGUUUCGGCAAGAAGUUCACCUCGUUGUGGUGAGGUGUUGAGAUGAAGGUGUCUGUAAAUGUUAUGGAGGACGUUGUGAGGCUUCGUACCAGAAAAACCUAGGAAGACCCCUGCUUUGUUUUACUAUGAGAGCGAGAGAGAGAGAGAGAGAGAGAGAGAGAGAGAGAGAGGGAGGGAGGGAAAGAUAUAGCCACCAAUAGAGGAAUUCUGAGCACACUGCCAAUGAGGACAGGAAUCAAUGGAUGCUGCACGUCCCAGGCCUGAGCACACGAUUGCAGAGAAACAAUGCUGCUUUCUCUGGCAGGCCAGACAAUCGUUUUGAGGCCACCCGGCUGCCAUGCCCACAGCCAAAGAACCAGGCUCCUGACACCCUGGGACCCCCAGAACACCCUAGGGCUGUGGUCUGCACUGAGGUCACAAGCCCCGAGGACCCUUCCAGAGAGCGGCUAGUUGGAUAGAGAGCCUGUUCCCCCUGGUCUCUGCCACUGUCCGGGGUUUCAGCACCACCUCGCAAACAGCCAUUAUCCUUUGGGGAAUGGGCUCUAUACUAAGGAAUAUUCCAUCCAGCUGCUCUGUAGGAGGAUGGGAGGGAGCCACAAUACUGUGACACCGCAGCACACUGAUGAUGCUAUCCUCGAGUUCAGUGGUUCCCAACCUUUUUUUCGGUAACUGAAUUUUGAUCUGCCCGGAGUACCCCUGAAGUACCCCCUCAUGUGCAUUUUACCAGUCGGCCUAUUAUCUCAUGAGUCUUCUCAAGUACCCCGUGUUGAUAGGCCAAAUACCCCCAGGAGUCCUAGUACCCCUGGUUGGGAACCACUGCUCUAGUCUGUGGGCUGUUGUGCUGCUGCAUGCUGGGGGCGGAAUACAUCCCAGGGGGCGUGGCCAUGGUGGCAGGGUAGGAUCCUUGAUUCCAUAAGCCUGUGCUCAGACACACUCUCCUUUCAUCUCCGAAUAAAGAAAAGAAAACUGAAGCGCUUCGUAGGUUUUUCUGGUACUAAAUACUUCCUGUUUCAUUUGGAUGCUGAUAACAAUUUAGGGAAGAAGAAGAAGAAGAAGAAGAAAGAAAAUAAAUAUAUACAUAAUAAGGAUGACUAGCAUGACGACUCCACGGUUUGUUCUGUUUUUAUCUUUACAUUCCAGAAUGAAAGAAGGCACCGUUUUUUUUAUGCUGACUCAUUCUUUUUUUGUUUGUUAUGUGUCUAUGAAGUGUAUAGUGAGUGGAUUUAGGAUUUUGAAUGCAUGGAACUUUAUAUCCAAGACCUUACACUGUUCACCAUUUCAAUCACAGAGGCCAUAAGACACUGGUUAAUAAUAAAGCUAAUUUAAAAAACUCCACAAGAAGACAAGGUGGACAUUACACUGAAUCUGGCCACAGAAUGGGAGAAUCAUCAUUCGGGAGGUUUUGGUUGCACCAUGAGAGCCGAAUGUGGCUAGGUUUGUUUUUUUUAGCCAUUGCAAAGCCAUUAAUAAGAAAAUAAAAAACAUUCCCAGAACGUUUGGGUUCAUAGUGUUUCUGAACCUUCCUACAACGUUUGGAUCUCUGGUGUUUUUUUAAUUUUAUUUAAAAAAAAUUUACAGCAGUUUUUUCUCGCUCUGUAUUUGCCUGAUUUUCUGUUACAUGAUAGCGGAUUUGCCUUAAUCAUGCCAUUCUUUUUAUUUAGAGUAAAGUGACAUCUUAUUUUUGUACUCGAUGUUGUGUCCAUAAAGCUUAUUUUCAUUGCAGACUUUUGAUGUGAUAAUGAUGUCAGCUAGAAGACUGGCUCUGAGAUGAAUUGAAUAUUUUUGUAUGUUGUUUCACUUUUAGGUUUCAAAUGAUUUAUAUGAUUUAUUUUUCAUACAUUUAUGUGUUUUAUGGUUGCCAUAACAAUUGAUUAUGUUAUUUAUUGAUUUAUGAUUAUUAAUAAUGAAAAUGCAAUAGUAUGUGGAAGGAAGUCAGUAAAGAGCACAGUCUUGUGUCAUUUAAAAAAAUCAGUGGUCAGGAAUGUGUUGCCUCUGUCUGUAUAUCUGAGUUGUGCGAUUUUCUGCUAUCACAUCUUAACAGGGCCACACCUGGGUCAUAUUCACUAGGCACCAAACCGAAGAAACAACGGACUGAAACAGGGAGGGACUACCUGAAAUUGUCCAAUAAGAAAUCCUAAUUUUCAUUUUCUGUUGUAAAACGUUUUGCAACGGUGUGCUCUAAUGAAUACGACCCUGGAAAUCCAUUGGUGUAGUUUGUUACUGCCCAGACAAGGCACAUAAUAUCUGCCCAUUUUGAUAUGUGAGCACUGCAAGACAGCAGAGAGGCACUGAAUACAAACCAGUGCAAAUCACCAUUGAAUCUGACUUGAACACUUUAGCAUUCUUUUGUUGACAGUCAUCAUCAUCAAUGGGUUUUCAUGUUUUCUGGCUUACUACAAAUGUUUUAAUAUCCAAAAGAACACAAAAGGGAAAAGAGAUAAUACUUACUGACAAGUAGUACAUAUAGGCUAUGUGUUCCAAAUAUACUGAGGUUGACACACUGGAGAAACCUAGUCUGCGCACACUCACAUAUGGCUGUAUGAGUUAUGUGCAUGUUAAAUGUGUUUGGAGCAUUAGACGCCGAAGGGUCAAAGACACAGUUGGUUCAGUCACAGAUAGUUAUUUGCCUUUGUUUUUGCGACCAAACUGCAAACCCCAAGAUGUUGACAGUUGUCACAGAAACCUCUCAGGUCAGUGUUCUUCCUGCUGUUCUUUGCAGUGCAGUGUAGUUGGACUGGUCAGGUGGGACUGGUCAGGCACUCCGAUGCUACAGGGGCCCACUGAUGGGGGCCUACUGAUGGGAUCCCAAACCUGAUGUAUAUUGUCUCUCUCUCUCUCUCUCUCUCUCUCUCUCUGUGUGGACGCUGGGAUAAAGCAUGCUCCGGCAAAAUCUCAGUAACAGUCACUUCUGUAUCGUUACGUUCCUGAUGUCUGUAUGUAUGUGUGAGUAUGCGUGUGUUUCUCAUCAUCCUAUUACAAAACUACAAAACAAACCGAUAUUUGACAAAUAAAAUGUAAGUGUGUGGUCGACAGCAACUUUUCCAUUUGAAACGUUCUAUGCAAUUAAUCAUAUUUAUGGGAAAUACUAGGGAAGAAACAAAACAACCGAAUACCACUAUCGUUGUCAUGCCUGAGAAAAAUACUGCUUUAUUGUAGCGUUCCUGCUACAAAAACAAAUUGACUUGUUUGUAUAUAGCUACAAUACGUUUACGUCAGGAAUUUGAUUCAAUGUUGGGUUUUUUUGGCAUGUUUGAGUCCCCUCACUGAAAAUUGGGACCCGUUGCCAAAGGAUUAACUAUAUAGGCACCCUAAAACGACACGCUAUUUCUAUUUGUGUACUAAAGGCUGUAGGGAAUCGGAUGCCAUUUUUUUUAUGCAGAAUACUGUCAUAAAAGUCUGCCAUUUUAUUGCUUCAAGCAUGGGUUGCUGGGUACAGUGAAUGGUCUUCUACGUACAGUACAGCCGUGGAUCCAAAUAUUUGGCUGCCAGUUUGUGCACUUCUUAUUUCGUAAAGUGAAUAAAGCUGCUGAAGAAUUAAGACAAUUCUAUGAAGAGAUGAAAUAUAUCAAUUUUAUAUACAGUAUCAGGCAAAAGGUUGGACACCUACUCAUUACAGGUUUUUUUGUUUUGUUUUUUACUAUUAUCUACACUGUAACUAUGAAAUAACACAUAUGGAAUCGUGUAGUAUCCAAAAGUGUUAAA